Messenger RNA from Symsagittifera roscoffensis, 1826 nucleotides. RefSeq names its product zinc metalloproteinase-disintegrin-like batroxstatin-2. Bases 1 to 1710 code for a protein of 569 amino acids. Gene Ontology annotation, biological process: membrane protein ectodomain proteolysis. Lineage: Eukaryota; Metazoa; Xenacoelomorpha; Acoela; Convolutidae. The record is from RefSeq and is a predicted model, not a curated record. Gene Ontology annotation, molecular function: metalloendopeptidase activity. The transcript has 8 exons.
AUGAUAAAUUGGGGAUUCUUAACUUUGAUUGAUCCCGAAAUAGUUUGCGGCACGACGAGUCAUAUCAGCUUGAAGAAGGCGAGUGAUUCUGUCUCACUUGACCCGAAGAAGAAGAGAUUGCAGCUCCCGGCAAAGAACAGCAGGUCCCGAAGAAAUGCACAGGAAAGGAGCUACGUGGAAGUCAUUUUGUUCCAUGGCUUUGAUUGGUACCAGGAGUUUGGACCCUCCGAACAAGAUCUUCUGGAUAAAGAUAUUGAGAUUGUGCACUUUGCCGACUUCUAUUACGCCGGCUUGACAAACAUCAACCUCCAUCUCUCCCUCGUAGAUGUUCACACCUUCACAUCUGAACAAUCGGACCCAACAUAUGCCAAUGGAACCACAAACGGUGUGCUGGACUUGUUCCUAAAUUACCACUGGGAAAACCUGCAGAAUUUUCCCAACCACGACAACGCCAUUCUUCUUAUAGUGAGGAACUUCACAGAGAAUGCGGGCACUGUCGGGCUGGCUUACAUUGGCGUACAAUGCGAUAUGUGGGGGUCAGGAAGCUGGGUAAAAGACUAUGACCGGAACAAUGCCAUGACAGCUGGUACUCUGGCUCACGAACUGGGCCAUAACUUUGGAUUGGACCACAACCCCACCAAUGAGAGUGACCCCUGCUUUUGCUCCGAAGAAGGCUUAUGCGUCAUGAGCGCAUACACAUCCGAUUCGCCACCCCAAUUAUUCUCAAACUGUCAACAGGCGUCCCUGGAAAACUUCAUGGAGCACGGCAAUUCGAUGUGUCUACACAAUGAGCCAUCGAAGCAGAUAGAAGAAGGUUAUUGCGGGGACUACAUUGUGAAUCGGAUGGAUGGCGAGGAGUGUGAUUGUGGAGCUGUGGACACCUGUGAUGACCGCUGCUGUCAUCCCAACAACUGUACCCUUGUCACAGGCGCUUCCUGUUCUGCGAUGGAUUUGUGCUGCGACCCCGACACAUGUCAAGUACGCAAUUCUAGUUUCGUCUGUCGGGCAGAAGGCAACGACUGCGACAUAGCCGAACAGUGUAACGGAACUAGUGCCGAGUGUCCGAGAGACGAAUACAAAAGAGCGGGUGUGGAAUGCACUGCAGACGGGGCAGACGGACACUGCUACGCCGGAAGCUGUCGAUCUGCUUAUUCGCAAUGUCUUCAAAUAUACGAGCCCAAUGGUCUGCGAAAGGACUCUGCUGAUACGGAAUGCUGGGGCUAUAACAGACACGGGGAUGAAUGGGGAAACUGCGGGUCCAAUUUCUACGAAGUUUACACUCCCUGUUCAAGGGCCAACCAAAAGUGCGGAAAACUACAAUGCACAUUUAACUGGGGAGUCCAACCGAUAUAUAAGAGAUGGGUAUCUGAAUUCACCAUCAAUUUAACAACGUCGAUCACAUGCUACUCGAUCGAGGUUCUAUUCCAUUCGAUAGAUGUUGCAGAUGAUCUGGCCUAUGUCAGAAAUGGUAUUUGGUGUGGUAAAAAUAGUUUCUGCCACAACAAAAGAUGCAUGCACGUUUCCGAGAUACCAGGACUUACUACAUGCCCCUAUAACUGCUAUGGAAAUGGAAACUGCAAUUCGGAGACUAAUGAGUGCGAAUGCGACGAAGGAAACGAAAAUGAGAACUGUAUAAGUACCUCCCCCAGAAACCACGCACCGGCUGCCGCUUCCCUUGCUCUUGUCACUUUCCUUUACUUCAGCAUUUGAUCUACAUAACGACUAAAUAAGUACUACUUGUACAACCUUCUAUCAAGUACACCAUAGUAGAACAUUAACCAAAAAUUACAAAAAAAUCUUCACCUAACAAACUGAUUGAUGUAUAU